Messenger RNA from Lycium ferocissimum, 609 nucleotides. RefSeq lists its product as uncharacterized. The record is from RefSeq and is a predicted model, not a curated record. The transcript is spliced from 4 exons. The coding region runs from base 1 to 609 and encodes 202 amino acids. NCBI's taxonomy places the organism in Eukaryota, Viridiplantae, Streptophyta, Magnoliopsida, Solanales, Solanaceae.
AUGGGAAGCAGCAGCGGUCGACGGGUGGAUGAGCACAUUAGCGGCUUGGUUUGUGUGAAAGAGAAGAUAAAAAUUUCUAAAAUUGUGGAAUUUGUUGGAAGCUGUGGAGAUACAAUUACAGAAAUGACCCACUUUGUUGAUAUUGGCAAGCUCCAAUCCAAUUUGGCAAAAAAUUGUCAACCUCCAAUGCAAUUUGGCAAAAAAGUGGCAUUCUAUAGCCAAUUUUUUAUAUGGAGGCCGUAUGAUCAGAUUUUGGAUCAGUUGCCGGCGUUUUGUAGGAUUGGGAUACUCCCGUAUAGAACCCCUCUAGCAUGUGGUCGCGCUCGUGCUCGUGGAGGCGGUGGUGAUAGAGGUGGUAGUAGAGGUGGCGGUGUCAGAGGUGGUGGGGCCAGAGGGGCUGGCGGCCGAGGGAAUGGUGGCCAAGGUGGUGGGGCUAGAGGGGCUGGUGGCCGAGGGUGUAGGGACAUAGAGGGUGGGGCUAGAGGGGCUGGUGGCCGAGGUGGUGAAGGUGGAGGCCUCCGUCCAGGAGAUGAGCCUGACGAGUAUGCUACCAUUCCAGCUCCAGCCCAGCAGCAUCCGUCUACUUCAGAGGGCCCGUCGACUUCGUAG